AUGUACGGGUUCCUCAGAUUAUACGCCGUCGCGACGGCAUGUAUGAGCGCAUCGGCUCACUUGGUUCUAACAUAUCCGGGAUGGCGAGGAGAUAACCUACACACCAACGGAACGCUACCACAAGAUGACCCAGAAGCAAUGGGCAUCAAUGUAAUGGAGAAUGGGACGGUCACAUAUCCAUACGGCAUGCAAUGGAUGUACCCCUGUGGAGGAAUGGCACAAGGCGCAAACGUGAAUCGGACAAAAUGGCCACUAGGAGGUGGAGCGCUCAGCUUCCAGCCUGGAUGGUUUCCUGGUCACUCAAAGGCGUUGAUAUAUGUCAACAUUGGAAUACAAGAGCAAGGAAUGAAAGCCCCACCAAACUACAGCCACCCGGUCGUACCCCCAUUCCAACUUCUGGGUCCAAGCAACUCAUAUUACCCUGGACAAGUGUGUCUACCGCAAGUGCGCAUGCCGGCCAACAUGUCGCUCGGUGCUGGCGACUUGAUCACCAUUCAGGUCAUUGAGACAGCACAGCACGGUGCGGCAUUAUACAGCUGUGUGGAUGUUGAACUUGUAGAGCCCGAAGACAUGCCCGAAAACCUGACAGUAACUCCACAAAACUGCUACAACAGCACAGACAUCACCUUCCAAAGUAUUUUCACUAGCGAGGCAUUGACUGCAUCAACCGGUGCAKCGAUAACAUACGGAGCAUCAACAGUUCUCAUCACAGCGAUGAUGGCUUUCUGGAUGGUUCUUCUACUAUAA
Molecule: messenger RNA, 747 nt
Organism: Ramularia collo-cygni
Lineage: Eukaryota; Fungi; Ascomycota; Dothideomycetes; Mycosphaerellales; Mycosphaerellaceae
Exons: 4
Coding region: 1-747 (248 amino acids)
Source: RefSeq, a predicted model, not a curated record